Molecule: messenger RNA, 1949 nt
Organism: Anneissia japonica
Lineage: Eukaryota; Metazoa; Echinodermata; Crinoidea; Comatulida; Comatulidae
Product: ADP-ribosylation factor-related protein 1-like
Exons: 8
Coding region: 192-800 (202 amino acids)
Biological process (GO): protein localization to organelle; intracellular protein transport; Golgi to plasma membrane protein transport
Cellular component (GO): Golgi apparatus
Molecular function (GO): GTPase activity; GTP binding
Source: RefSeq, a predicted model, not a curated record
GGUGCUGCAUUGACGCCUGAUUACUUUCGCCAACUCGUCUGCCUUAGAACGCAGAACUUAUUGUUUUUAAUUUUAAGGGUUGUUGAGUUGGAGGAGCCUGGUUGGCAGGAGGAGAUGAUGUGGUCAUUCAUUUGUGUUACGCGACAUGGUUAAUUUAUCUUGACGAAAUAACAGUGCCUCAAAGUCUCAAGAUGUUUGCCCUUCUUUCUGGUCUUUGGAAGUUCAUGUUCAGAAAAGAUGAAUACUAUAUUCUGAUCCUUGGUCUGGACAAUGCAGGCAAAACAACUUUCCUGGAACAAUCUCAAAUGCAGUUUGACAAAAAUUACAAAGGUGGAUCACUGGAAAAAAUCACAACUACAGUUGGAUUAAACAUUGGUAAAAUUGAUAGAGGUCAUGUACGAUUGAAUUUCUGGGAUCUUGGAGGGCAAGAGGAACUGCAGGCUCUGUGGGACAAGUAUUAUGCUGAGUCACAUGGGGUGAUCUAUGUAAUUGAUUCAUCAGAUAAAAGCAGAAUAGAGGAAUCCAGACUAGCAUUUGAUGAGAUGCUUGAACAUGAGACAUUGGCUGGGGUUCCAUUGCUAGUGCUUGUCAAUAAACAAGAUGUUGAUGGAUGUUUGACUGUGGCAACUAUCAAGGAAAUGUUUCAUCAGAGUGUGUCAAAGAUUGGCAAAAGAGAUUGCCAUGUUCAAGCAAUUUCAGCAAAAACAGGAGACGGUAUUUAUGAGUGCAUUGAUUGGAUGAAGAAUAUGGUUGUUCGAAAUUCAAUACGAAGACCACCAACAGAGAAAGAUAUCACAUGAUGAAGGUCAUCCAAUCAGAAUUUAGAUAAAAUUUGUUAUCAACAGAACGUGUUAGAACAAUGUAUUCUUUUAUUUCAAAAUACACUAUCAAUAUCAAGUGUUAUGUACUGAGUGACUCAGAAUAUACUAUCAACAUCAAAAAGUUCUGAUAUACAUUAUGUCAGUUAACAAAUCAAAGAAUAUUUAAUCUAUUGUACAUUUCCUGUAUACUGUUGCAAUGUUUCUGACUUUAGUAUCAGUCAUAUAAUUAAUACAAUUUGCCCUCCAUAUCGGACCAUUGGGACCUGAAAAGGUGGAGUGUUCUCAGGUUUCAGUGUUCUCAGGGUUUGGUCUCCAAUUGGAAGGUUAACUUUGUGUUAAACGAUUGAAGAUUGUUAGGUUGUACUUUUUUUAAUGGUCUUGAAUUAUGUAGGUCAAACUGUACUAUGAAUAGUAUAAAUUGUAAUUUGUUUGAUAAAACAUUAAUAGACUAUGUACAUUUAUCUAUGAUAUUAAGAUAUAUGUAGAUUAAUAAUCUAUGUACAUUAAAUAUAACUGAGAACAUUUUAUAUAUUUAUCUUACUAUAGAUAAUAGUUUACCAUUUUCUUUUGUUUUUUACUUAACCCAUCAGACGAUAUUAAUACUAGGCUUACUUACGAAAAAAGCAUUACACUGGUUACCUUUUGAAAGUUGAAUUAAGUUUGAAGUGUUACUAAUAUUUAAAGUGGUAAUGGAGCUGUGUUAGUCUAAACAAUAUACAAAGAGAAUUAAAUGGCAGCUCUCUGAGACUAACUUGGAUGUUAUUUGUUCAACACAAGCUUUCGCUGGCAGUCAAUGCCAGCUUCAUCAGGUGUGUGAACUAAAAAAUUGAAAACAAAAUAGAAAAGAGCUUAUGUAUACAUAAUUAGCAAUAGUCUCACAAUUAACCAAUUAGCAGUCGGAUACAAUGUAGUAUACGAUGAUCAGAGAUAACAAGUGUAAUCAAGCAACUUACUAUUCUACUAAUAAAUAGAGCUAGGCAGAUAAAUCUGUGCAGUCAUGGAUCUAAUUAUGAACAAUGGAGUCAGUAAGAAACUAAAUAUUAUAGUGGCUAAGAAAGCGUAGAUCUAUAUUUGAGGCCACUAUUAAUGCAAUCAAAUUUAUGAAUAAAUGUUUUGUUCGGCAAUUAA